AUGGCGUCUGAGAGCCCCGCGAUGAGAACUAAAUCUGCACACAGCAUCACAUUUGCGGAGAGGAUGCCGUUGAUUGGCCGAAUAUAUGUGGAUAUCCGGAUCUGGACGACCAACAUGUCCACUCCAAAGUCAUCAGCAUCCAUAUCCACCAAACCAGACAGAGCAAAAGCAGCCACAGCUUGCAAUAACUGCAGGCAACGCAAGCUUCGCUGCAACGGCAAUACCCCACUGUGUAGCAACUGCCAACUGCACGAGACCGUCUGCGAGUACGCCAAGGGUCGAAAUAAAUCGGGCCCGCCAAAAGGAUUCAAGCGCAAAAGACCCGCCACCCCGCCAGAUGACAUGCCCAGCGCUAUCCGUCCUCGCUCUGAUUCGCCGUCAUCUGUCCAUCACGAGCCAAUACAAAUGGCAACGCCACCAAUGAGCAGCUCAUCAUCCAAUGUUUCGAACAAAUCCUCUCCCAGCCCACCAGACCAUACUGGUCGCUCCGAUGUAGAUACCCAGAACUGGUCUGACUUGAUCCCCACCUAUAUGGGCCCCAUCGCACCCAACUGGCUCGCCAUGUUUGGCAUGUCAUCAAAGGAGCCAUCAUCCGCAGAUGCACCUUCUCCAUUCCCUGGAGAUUACACCGACCCAUCAUUACCGUAUUCUUUCGGAGUCAACAACUUUAAUUUGGACCCCAUGCUACUCACGCCAUUGCCUAGCACAUCCGAUACAACUCACUCUACACCCCCUGCUACUCAUUCAUCACAUUGCUCUCCAUCAUUGCGUACUCAAGAUCUGUCUAAUUUUGGCGGCUUCUAUAACCUUUCGAAUAACAUCCCAUCAUUUGCAACACCUCCUCCCCCCGCCUUUGUUCCCCCACAGCCCGCAACCACCCAGACCUUGCACGAGGACCUUUCUCGCCAAUACAACUCUUCUUACCUCAGCGCUGUGCGCUCAGCACAUCCUUUCGCUCCACUAUUCCCGCUACCACAGCUCUUGCGCUUAUUGUCGGAUUGCUCGACUCGCAAAGAUGCUAGUGUGCAUGCCUCCUUCUGUCUUAGCGCGUUCAGCGCGUUGUGUGCCAUCACUGCCCCCGACCCUACACUAUCAAGUCCUUCAGAACGAGCAAAUCACUACGCUUCAGCACAGAAACAAGCCAUGCUUGCAUACUUCGGCAUACUUUCGGGUCCCACAACUCAUGAUGACGAUGUUGUCUGUACUGCCUCUGGUCUCAUCUACCUUGCCGUACGCGACGUAUUUGUAUUUGGGUGGGGAAAGGAAGCCUCAACGUGGCUUUGGCUUGCCGCGGAUGUCGUGCAAACCAUGCCACGGGCAAAUUCUGUUCAGAUAGGUGUACAACGCUGGUUUGCCCGAACAAUAUGGCUGUGGAACAAGGCGCUUGCGGGGUGUGGGGUUGUCGGUGCAGAGUCGCGCUUACGAGCAUGUUUUGGAGAAGCUGAAUUUCAGAGAAUAAGGGACGAGACACCAUUGGCUAUUCUCGAUUUGGAUGAAGACCAGCGCACCUUCUCUGGAUUGGUCACUUUGUGUUUGGAUCUCGAACGGAUGAUCAAUGCCGCGAUCGAUAGAAGUAUGCAGGCACUUCAACAUCAUCAAACUUCGCUUGGGCAGCCCAGCCAGUCGUUCUUCUCGGACAUUACCAACUUCCCCACUCUGCCACUCUGUCAGCGUGUACGCCAAUGGGUUCUAUCCACGCCUGUCGCGCAAGAUUCACUACUUCAGUUGACAGGGGAUAGCGAAGAGGACGGUGAUUGCAUCCGGGAGACGGUGUCCCGAAUACUUCAUUUGAUCUACUACGGUCUAUCAAUCAAAUUCGAGCAGAGUGACAAAGCACGGUGUAGCAUCAAAAAGACAUCUCUGUAUGUGGCUGUUACUCGUAUAGUUGACGCAGCGGAUUGGCUUACUCGGUCUAAACGGAUAUGGCUAUGGCCGUUUGCAGAACCUGCCCUACUCCUCGCUCGUGAUUUCUUAUUGGAGCGUUCGACAUUCGGGCCUACGAGAUCGGAGAGCACAGCCUCCCCUAAUCAUAUUUCCCGAGGCGGAAGCCCCAUAUCCUCUUCACUGCUUUCCGAUUCUGCAUGUUCUUCAGGCACCGUUCCUCUAGCUCUGGCACCCGGAGAGCGGACUCUCCUUGCGCUCAUACGAGAUGUCUUUGCAGAUGCCGCCCCAGCACUUGACCCAGGAUCAGCGCGCGCUCUUGUGGCGGCGCAAGCGCUCAAAAACAUUACCGACGUGCUGGAACAAAUGCCACAACCGCGUGAGCCAGUUACCAAGGGCGAUAUUUUGGUAGGGAUCCGACAACUGUUAGCUGGCAUUGAGCCUCCUGCUACUAUUGGGUGAUAUAUCUUGUAGUGAUUAUGAUAUGAAUAUGGCUUGAUCUGUAGCAGUGCUGGGUUAGUGGCCUUUUGUCUCCACUAAGCAUAUUUCGCGACAUUUUUUCAUUACCCAUUUUACUUUUCCGUGUAUGUCGGUGGUCGUGUAAUUGCAUCUUGUAUUAAUUUUACUACUACAUCUACCGCUUUCGUUUUUUUUUGUCCAUGAUGACCUCUACUAUCACGAUUGGAUCGCGACUUGUUUAUAGAGGAUUAUUACCGCGUGUAAUGAUAUCUACGACAUUCUGCAGUGGUUGACACUGUGAUUUGCAACCACCGGGGUAACUUGAGUUCGUAGAAUGAAGUGAGACGGGGUCAAAAAGUCGGGGGCGAGCCGAAAAGAAGGCGAACCGAAAUUUAGGAUAAAAUACCUUAAAACUUUAUCGACCAGGUAUGUUACUCAUUACUGACACACUGCGGAUCGAAUGACCUUUUGCAAGACAUUUUUUUCGUGACUGUUCGAACACCGCACGCCACAACACAGCCCUCCCCCGCUAGCUCCCGGCUCAACAGAGCCCGGCUUGCUACAAGAAAGACAGAAUAUUACGAUCCGACUCUCGGGCAGUUGGGAUCCCACUGAAUACGAAACGGAUAAUCGGACCUAGAGCC
Messenger RNA from Serpula lacrymans var. lacrymans S7.9, 2984 nucleotides. RefSeq lists its product as uncharacterized. Gene Ontology annotation, biological process: regulation of DNA-templated transcription. The coding region runs from base 1 to 2343 and encodes 780 amino acids. The transcript is spliced from 6 exons. NCBI's taxonomy places the organism in Eukaryota, Fungi, Basidiomycota, Agaricomycetes, Boletales, Serpulaceae. Gene Ontology annotation, molecular function: zinc ion binding; DNA-binding transcription factor activity, RNA polymerase II-specific. The record is from RefSeq and is a predicted model, not a curated record.